CCUGGCAACCUGGUCCACCUCCACUGUAAACAGCAGAGCACCCACUCCGGUCCUCUGUAACCUAAACAAUGACAACAACCUGACCAAUGGACCAAUGCAAGUUUGGAGCUAGAUCAUGAAUGACAAACUAGUGUUCUUGGGCCUGCUGUACUUCGUCCAGGGUAUCCCCUACGGUCUCCAAUCCUCCCUGCUUCCUGUCUACCUACGUGGAGCUGGCCAUUCCCUGACACGCAUUGGCUUCACCAAGAUUCUCUAUUUCCCAUGGGUCCUCAAGGUGCUCUGGGCUCCUUUAGUUGACAGGAUUGGAACAAAGCGACGCUGGCUGGUGGGGACAGUAUCUGGACUGGCACUGACAUGUCUCUUCAGUUCUGCACUGGCUCCAGAGAUGCACAUUUGGGGAGUAGCCGGAACUCUGCUAGCCAUGAACACCCUGGCCUCUGUACAAGAUAUUGCAGUAGAUGGAGCAGCAGUGGGACUGUUGAAAGGUCGAGGGGAGCUGGGAUUGGGUAACACAGCCCAAGUUGUGGGCUAUAAAGCUGGAUCAGUGUUUGCUGGAGGCGGGCUGCUGGCUGUGAUUGACGUGGCCGGGUGGAGAUGGAUGUUUGUGCUGCUAACUUUCGUGUAUGCAGGUGUGGCCCUUUUUGUGUGGGGAGCUCCUGUGUUGGAUGAGGAAACUGUGAGGGCCCAGCAGGUGGAUGCAAGCAAAAGAGGAGGACAGGGAGUUGAUGGCUUGAGGCCAUGGAGUGUGUGGAGGAAGAUGCUGGCAGUCCCAGGCACCCCUUGGACAGUCCUUUAUGUGCUCACAUACAAACUGGGCGAGCAGGGUGCAGUCACUAUGUUUCCCUUGUUUCUGUUGGAUCACCACAUGACCGCCAGGGAACUUGGCUUCUGGAACGGCGUCAUCGCCAUGGGCUUCUCCAUCUGUGGCUCGUCACUGGGAGGCCUGCUGCUUGCUCAGUUCAGCAUCGGCGCUCUGAUGCGGCGUGUUUUUGUCUUGCGGACUGUCAGUAUGGUCUUCCAGAGCUCUUUACUCACUGUGCUGGAACCAUCGCCACUGAUGAAAGGUAUGGCCAUCAUGAGCAUGAGCGUUCAGCACUUUCUGGGUGGUCUGAUCACCACUCUCACCUUCACUACCAUGAUGCAUUGCACUCAAAGAGCUGAGGAGAGCAUACAGGCAACCCACUACAGUUUCCUGGCCACUCUGGAGGUACUGGGCAAGCUGACGUUCAGUGCUCUGGCCGGGGGUGUGGUGGAUUGGUUUGGUUUCCAAGUGGCCUUCCUCUUCUUCCUGACCCUCUCUGCUGGAACGGCACUGCACGUAUGGACGGCGACCUUCACUGGUGCUCUUAGGGAACACCAGGGAACCACAAAAUGAAUACAAAAUGACAAUGAAAUGAAUAUCAAGAUCUAAGAUGUUUGGCUAAAUCUCCACAUACAGAUAUUUAAAUAACUGUAUGAUAUAGUGUAUCUUCCCGUCCCCGCGAGAUGAUGUAUAGUUGUCCCUCGCCACAUCGCAAGUCGAAAUUUGUGUCUUCACUCUUGCGGUUUUUAAAAACAUAUUAAUUAAUAAAUCAUGCAUUUUCUUGGUUGAAUAUGACCCAUUAUUUUUAAAAAAGUAUGCACAUUUAACCAAAUGUAAGCAUUUUCUAGCAUAAAAAUGGCUAAAUGAAGUCAAAUAUAAGGUAUUAAGAAGACACAGAUUGUGAUAUGCAGUAUUCUACACUGGUCACUAGGUGUCAGUAGGUGAAACAUACAAGCGCCAGACUCGAUCACCGGACAAACAGGCUUUUAUUGCAGGUUUGAAAUAUCUCACAACAAGCACAAUAAUAAUAAUAAGAUAAUAAAUAACAGGGCUACUGUUGCGUCAGUAAUCCAGAUAAAACUCAACUCUGAACACACAAUGUCACUUCCUGUCCACACGUCCGGAACACGCGUACUGUAACACACACAGGCACUAGUGUUAUUUAUGUCUUAAAUGGCUUAUUUACUCUUAUUAUGUCUACUAUAUUGGGUAAUAGAAAUGAAACGUACUACAGGGGUGUUAUUCCAUGUCUAGAAGGUGCCAAUAAUGUUAAAAACCGUAUUUAGAAGGUCAUCAACAGGGCCCGUAUUCACAAAGAUUCUCAGAGUCCUCUCAGAAAGCUCCUAACUUAGCCUAAAAAUUCCUAGCAAGGAAUCUUAGCUUAAGAGUGAUUAAGGAAGUUCCUGAGAGCAACUCUGAGCAAGGAGGGGACAAUGAGGAGGUGUGGUUGACCCUGUUUCGGGCCCAGGUUUCUCUGCUCUAACUGCGAGAAUAUUUGAUGUAUACAUAAGGAAUCCUACUUCACGGGAAUCCACUUAUCACUCAUUCGGUGGGUCUGGAACGAAUGAACCGCGACUAACGAGGGAUUACUGUAUAUAAAUAAGAUAAUGGAGUACAAGUGUGCAGUCACGGGACAAACCAAAAAAAAACAAACGUUUUCAUACUGGCUGGAGUUGUCCAAAAGCUUUGGUCAAAAUGCAUACAAAAAACGUCCGUUUUUCAAAAUGUGUGUCCGUGGACAUGGUCAUCAUAGGUGCUGAAAAAGUCUUGAAAUAACAUGGCUGCUUGUCCCCAGAUAAUCGCGACUAUGAAAUAACAUGAACAACAUUUCACAUUUUUCAUGUAGAAACAAGAUAGAAAUUCUAUUAUUAUUUUUUUAAAGAUACAUUUCUCUGCAACCCAUUUUAUUUUAUUAACAAUGAAAGUCUAAAAAAGUCUUACAUUUCACUGUAGUGUGAUAAAACCAGGAGCCAAGCUUUGUGUGAUAAGCGUGACCAUUUGUGUGUUGAGCGGUGGUGUGUAGUCUUGCUGUACUCACGAUGAGGACAGCUGCGAUCUAGCAAAUUCAAGCAGUUUUAUUGUGUUAAGCAUUUUAAUGUGAACAAUCGAGGCACUUAGAGCUUUAGCCAAAAGCAAUAUCACAAGGCCCUCCUUGUGAUGCUUAAUGUAUGAAUAUAAACGGAUCAUUUCUAUGGUUUAUAGUUGUUAUCGAGACAUGAGUCUUCUACCUCUUAUCAACCAUGCAUGGUACGACACACAAAAUGUGAACUCUGCAGCUGUACUGUACAUUUAGUCUCAAGUAACAGAUGCACAAUGUUAGCAAAGCAGCAACUGUUAACCACAGAGGUUUGGUAGGGUGUCCAUAUGUUAAAAAGGAGCAUUGCUUUUAGCGGGGGAGGUUGUCUUGACAGAAAAUCAAACUGGUACGGUAGUUCAGCAGUACUGCUGUAUGCACACCUUCAGCUGCAUCAUAGCUCAACUUCACACACUGCAUGGUGUCAUCUUGUAGACAUCACAAUAAACUCUGCAAUAAGCCUGUUCUGUGAAACUUGAAAGACCAAUGUCACACAUUUCACUUUGUCAGUUUAAGUUUAAAAAAAAAAAAAAAAAGAGUGCACUGUAAUAUGCAAAAUGUACUGUCAUAUAUACUGUAACUCUCCAUGGUACUGUGUAUCCAGUGUAACUUUUGCCAGGCCUACGUGGAAUGUUUUCCUCACUAGGCUGUGAUUCUAAAACUAAUGCAAAUGAAUGUACUGUACUAUAGGAAAGUUAGUCUUAGCUCUAAAGCCAGCAGUCUUUCUAACAGUCACGUGCUUUUACAAUACUAAGUGAAUAGAUGUCUACAAAGGACUAUUAGGGCUACACUUCAAAAAAACAUGAAAUCAUACUAUACAAUUACAACAAUAAGGUUGACAUUACUACAAAAAAGUCCUGCUUGUACCUGUAUAUGCUUAUGCUUGUAAUAUUACAUGUUUUUCCACACAAACAAGCAUAAACAUAUGCACAAUUAAGUACAGAAUUAGUUUCACAAACAGUGACACACUAAUCAGUGUGAACUGUUUAAUGUUUGCGCAAAUGUUUUUGUCUGUUAAUGAGAAACAGCGACUUUACAAUUUCCCCUGGAAUUUUCCCCUUGUGGGACCAAUAAAGGCAUAUCUUUUCUUAUCUUAUCUUAUCUGAACUUAUUAAAUGAUUAUUUCAUGGUUUUACCUCACAGCAGGGGCAGCACGCUGUCGCCUGUGGUUAGCAUGGCUGCCGCACAGCUUCCUCCAACAGUCCAAAAACCUGCCUUUUAGGCCAAUUGGAGACUCUAGAUGGUGUGAAUGGUUGUUUGUCUGUAUGUGUCCUGUGACUGACUGGUGACCAGUGAAGUCAGCUGCGGUAGGCUCCAGCUGACCCGUGACAUGCAACAGGAUAAAUGGUUAAACAACAACUGAUGAAUCAUAUACAGCAGGGGUGUCCAAAGUGCGGCACGCGGAUUGUUUUUUAUUGGCCCACUGCACACUGUAGAAAUAAAAUUAACCAAAAAAAAACCCAACAGAAAUGAAAAAAGGUAGAAUGUGAAAAGAAAAAACUGAAAUGUUGAUACUAAUAACUAAUAACAAGCUUUGUCUUGAAAUAUAUACAUUUUUUACAGUCUUUUUACAAAAUAAAAACAAAUAUAUAAAAACAUCAAAGUGACUUCCUGCAUCUUUUGAUGUUUUAGUGUGUGGCCCUCGGUGGAAAAGGUUUGGACACCCCUGAUAUACGACAUGUCUCAGCAACUAUUCACCUGAUAUAGUACACCUUUUUCUAUUCCUAUUUCAUGUUAUAAUAUUAUGACUUCAUUUUCAAAACUGUUGUUGUUCUUUGGCCUUUUUUCCCACUUGGGCCAUAAUGCUCCUUUGUAGACAUCACACCAGUAAUUAAUAAUGCCUUUCAGUUGGUCAUCCUCUGACUUGUUGCAAAGCACAUCUCUUAUCUCAACUACUGUCAGAUUUGCACACAAAAAAAUAAAUAUGAACUGCUGGGUAAACUUAGCAGUUUCAUGGGUUUGUGUGUGUGUCUUUGUCUUCUGAGCUUUGCCUUUUCACCUCAGUGGUGUAAUCCUGUGUAGUCUUUAAGGGCGAAGACUGACUGUAUUCUCUCUACAAUGUGGCUAGCUGUGGGCUAUUGGGCUGAAAAGGUCCUGUGUCACUGUAUCCACAUCCAAUGCACCUCUAAUGACACAACAAAUGCUGUGAAGGGGGAUUAGGCAGGUUUACAUGGCACUUCAAUGCACCUCCACUUUAGGCUUGCUCACCAAGUCUCAUUAUGUGGGAGUUAUGUUUGUGUAGCGAGAUAGG
Molecule: messenger RNA, 5127 nt
Organism: Dunckerocampus dactyliophorus (ringed pipefish)
Lineage: Eukaryota; Metazoa; Chordata; Actinopteri; Syngnathiformes; Syngnathidae
Gene: slc33a2
Product: major facilitator superfamily domain containing 3
Exons: 6
Coding region: 116-1375 (419 amino acids)
Biological process (GO): transmembrane transport
Cellular component (GO): membrane
Molecular function (GO): transmembrane transporter activity
Source: RefSeq, a predicted model, not a curated record